AUGAAGGUGCUACUGUCGUUUACCCUGGUCAUCCUAACUUGUGUAAAUGCACAAACUAUAACAAAUAAAGCUAUGAGAACUCUAUUUAAAUAUGCGGAUACGAAUGCGACAGAUAAGUUAACCACCGCUCUGAACAAGGAUAACACCACGGCUGAGAGAAUCAAGCGGGUAACCACCUGGAUUGAAACUAACCUGGUCAAAAAAGGUGCUACAGUGCCAAAAGGAGCCGUAGAAGGAGAUAAGGCGGCUACUCUAAAAAGAGUGAAAGCAUUCCUCAAUCAAAGAGAGUCACUUAGAAAGCUCGUCAAUCAAGUGAAUGAUCCCGUCAGGACCGUCGUACCGACAGCCACGGUCAAUGAGAUGAAAAAACUGUUCUGGAAAAUCGACCAAGAGAAAAAUAAUGAUCUGAGUCUGACCGAUCCGGAGUUUCACAAAAAAGUUCUUGGCUUGAUACCCAAAGAUAAGCAGAAGGCAGUCAUGAACAAAGUGAAAUCAGCCACAGAAACUUUUCAAAAGAAAAAUCCAACGGAUGCGAAGAAUUUGCUUUGGGAUUUUUAG
Molecule: messenger RNA, 558 nt
Organism: Cylicocyclus nassatus
Lineage: Eukaryota; Metazoa; Nematoda; Chromadorea; Rhabditida; Strongylidae
Source: the annotation of a GenBank genome assembly